CAGGCUAAAGCACCUGCACUCCACUGGCCUGGGUGGCUGUGUCCCAGUCAUCUUGGUCUCCUCCGCCAUGUUCCUGAGGCUCCCCUGGGCUCCUGGACUCCUCACUUGGCAGCAGUUGUGGUUACUGGUCCUGGUGGCCCCACUUCCAGAAAGGCACUGGAUCCUGCCAACCACCAAGCCCCAAGAGCCCAGAGAGCCCUGGGCUUUGCCUGAUCUCCUGCCAGAAUUGUCCAACGCCCUGACUGUCCAUCCACAGCAGAAGGGCUUUGGUAAGGUAGCAUCCUCUGCUCCCUCCCAGGGCGUGGCCCCACUUCUAGAAUCCCCUGGGCGAAUUGGACUUUCUCAGGUCCAGCUAGAGACCCAAACUCAAAAUCGAGAGACUGUAAAGGCCCAUCCCUCUUCAUCUCACCAAGAAGCCAAAGAUGACCUCUUGCAGCCCUCUGAGGAAGCUGAGCUCUCUCUAACCCAGCAGGAUACCCAUGCUCAGUACGAACUUGGUCCUGAAGAGGUUAUAAGCCAGCUGUUGACACACCAGGAGGAAAAAGCUCCAUCUCCAAGUAGUAGUAAAGUGCAUCAUUCAAACAUGCAAUUUGUCACAGUGAAACCUGUGGACAUGGAGGUCACCAAAACUACAGAGGCAGAAAAGGAGCUGCAACCCACUUCAAGCCAGAAGCAGGCCCCAGCCCAGCCCCCAGAGAGUUCUGAGAAGAUGGACCUUUCCUCAAGCCAACAAAAGGUCCCACCUCAGAAUCCAGAACUCUCUGAAGAGGUGGAAACUUCCUCAACAGCACAGGAGCCCGCAGCUCACCCUGUAGGCCCUCUUGUGGGGCCUAAAUCUUCUGCCACUAGGAAGAUAAAGCCAGGUCAACCUUUUGAGUCUCCUAGGACAGAAGAACCUUCUGGAAGCCAGUUAGAAGCCACAGUUCAGCCUUCAAAGUACCCUGAAGAGCUAGAAACUUCUCUAACCCAACUGGAGCGACUACUUAAGUUUAAAGAGCAUCAUGAGGAAAAAGUAUCAACUUCAGGUUACCACCAUGGUAGGCAGCCACACUUGCCCCAUGUGACUGGUAAACCCCCAAAUCUCCAGCUUGCUAUAACCCCAGAACUCACCAAAGAGGAGGGAAUCUUUCCAACCCAUCCUGAGACUACAACUCAGUCCUUGGGAUUGGUGACUGAUGUAGAACCUUCUGUAAGUCAUCAAGAGGUCUCAGAUCUGUUUUCUGAGCCUUCAGAAGGGGCUGAGCUCUUACCAUUUCAGCAGGAGUCUCCAGCUCAGGCUUCUGAACCUGCCCAGCAGGAGGCCACAGUUGGCGGUUUACAGACUUCUGAGGAGGGUGAACCAUCUUUGAUCCCUCAGGAGCCACCUUUGACCCCUGCCCAGCCAUCAGAGCUUGCUAAUGAGCUCGAAGCUCAGCCUCCAGAACUACAUGAGGCAGCAGCUUCUCCUGUAGGUGACGACCAAGCUCAUCCCCCAACAUUCAACAGCGUUGCUGUUACACCUCCCGAGUUGUCCAAUGAGGUUGAAGUAGAAAGUUCAAUUGAACAGGAGUCUCUGGCUGAGUCCUCAGUGUCCCCUGAGCAAUUUGAACCUCUCAGAGACACUCAGGAACUUAUAACCCAGCUGCCUAACCCUGCCAUAAGGGAUGAAAACUCUCCAUUUGAUAGUGGGGUCCCAACUCCAGCCGCAGAGCUCCCUGUGGGACAUUCUCUAAGCCAGCCUGAGAGCUCACCUCUGUCCCCAGACUCCUCUGCUGAUGUAGCAGUUUCACCAAUCCAGGAAGAGCUCUCAGAUCAGCCUUCGAGACCCCCCAUGAAAUUUACUCUUUCCUUUUUGAUGAAAGAAGGAGUAACAUUUUCAAUCCAACCUUCAGAGCCAUCUGAGGACAGAGAACCAUCUUCAGUCCCCCAUGAGGGUGCCACUCCACCUUCAGAGUUACCUGAUGACAUAGAACCUUUUGGAGCUCAGGGGAUGACCCCAUCUCAGCCUGCAGAACUCUCUGAGGCAGAAGAACCAGCUCCUGCACAGCAGCCAGCCAUGGCUCCUCCUCUGAUGCCUUCUGAGGAGGUAGAACUUUCUCCAGCCCAGCCCAUCAUGCUGUCUCAGCCUCCAAAUGAAAGUACAGUUCACCCUCCACCCCAUUACAAGACGACAGUUCCAACACCAGCUCAGGGUCAAGCUCAGCAUCCCAUCAUCACGUUUAAUCCUUCAGACUUAGAAAUCACUUUACUUGCAGAGCCUAUGGCAGAGGACAAACCUUCUACAGUCCCAAAGAAGCCUACAGUUCUUCCUCCAAAGCACCACGUGGUGACGCAUCCACCUCCCACCCAGAUUCAGACUCAGCGUCCAAAACUCAGUCUCCUCACAGUUCAACCACUGCACCAGAAGCUUAUCAAAACUCCACAAGCUAGUGCUGUACUUAGACCCUCUCCAACUGGGCAGGUGACCCCACCUCAGCCUCCAGAACCACCUAAAGAAGCUGUCACUCAGGCGCCAAUGCCUCAUAAUGUCAAAGUUGUAACUCUAGCUCAGCAACCAACAUCACCCAGGGUCACAGACCAACCUUUACACCUAGAGCACACAACUCCAGCAAUCUCCACUGAGGCUCAGUACUCUGUAGCCCUGCAAGAAGCUGAAUCCCCUCCAAUACCCCCUGAGGUGACGCUUGUACCCCUGGAGCAAACUCAGGCUCAGCAGCCAACCCUGGCUGAGGUCUCUGUUCAGCCUAUGGAUGUGGAACUUACGAUCACUGAGUAUUCUGUGGAUUACUCUCCAACCCAGGCUUUCACUGGGCAGGAGAAGCAGAACACCAGGACAGACACCGGGCUAUGUGAGCUCUGUACAUGUCAGAGUGACACCUUGUCAUGUACUGGCCUUAGCCCAAAGUGGAAGCUCCACCAAGUGCCUGUACUAGAACCCAACACUACCUUCACCACUAUAAAUUUCCAAGAAAACUCUAUUUUUUACCUGGCUGAGAAUAUUUGGACAACAUACAAGUGGGCUGAGAAACUAAAUCUCAGUGAAAAUGACCUGACUGAAUUACAUAAAAAUUCCUUUAAAGGCCUGCUGUCCCUCCAGUAUUUAGAUUUAUCCUGCAAUAAAAUACAGUUUAUUGAAGCACAGACAUUUGAACCACUACCCUUUUUGCAGUUUAUAAAUCUUCGUUGCAAUUUACUCACACAACUGAGCUUUGGAACAUUUCGGGCAUGGCACGGAAUGCAGUUUUUACAAAAAGUCAUCCUCAAUCAUAAUCCUCUGGCAACUGUUGAAGAUUCCUAUCUUUAUAAAUUGCCAGCAUUAAGGUAUCUAGACCUGGGGACAACACACACACCACUUCCUGUGGUGGAGAACAUCCUCAUGAUGACCCUCGGCUUGAAGACGCUGGUCGUGCCGAGGCACAUGGCUUGCUGCCUCUGCCAAUUUAAGAGUGAUAUCGAGGUUGUCUGCAAAACAGUCAAGCUGCACUGUGAUGACACCUGUGUGACCAACACCACCCAGUGUCUCGAGGAAGCCCCCAUCGGGAACACAGAGGGAGCGUUCAUGAAGGUGUUACAGGCCCGGAAGAAGAACACCAAGACUGAGCUGGUGAUCGAGCCUGAGAAGUCUGCAGAAGAAAGUGCUGUCAACUGGCUGGACUUGCAGAACGAGGAGCUCGACUCUAGUGAUGAAAACGAAGUGAUCGGAGCGCUUAAUUACCUAUUGCCUUAUUUCUCAGAGGAGAACCUGGAAGAUAUACACUCAUUAUUGCCAUUCAUUCGAUUGCUUUUCUCAAACAUGCAACACGAAGCUAAUCCCCACAGUGAUUCAAAAGGAAAUGUGCAAAGAAGACCCUCUCAUCAACAACCUGUAUCCACCAGUUCAGCUUAUGGAAAUGAGCUGAAGAAGCUAUAUUUUCUACGAAAUUGGUUAAAUGCAGAAAUUCAGGGUAAAAUUGAGGAGGUUAAGAAGAAAGAAAAAAUAGGCAAGAUUAUGCAGUCCAGAGUUUCAAGUUCCAAAUUUCAAAUCAUUCCCAGGAAUUUAGCAGGUGCUCAAGCACAAGAAAACAGACUGGCAGAGGAUGGGCACAGGAGGAGAAGGCUGAGGACCAUGGACCAGGUCCUCAAGGGCCCAGAGCGCUUACAGAAAAGACUGUUCAAGGAAUGGCAGAAACGAGUCCGGGAGAAGCAAAGCACCCUGCCACUGGUGGAGCAUACUGCAGAUAUGUGGAGCCUUGGCAGCCACAGCCCAGGGAAGCCAGGGCAGAAUGACAAGGCGCUGAGGCCCAGAAACUCGGUGCGGAAGCUGUUCAGUACACAAGAGAAGGAGCCCGUAUCUCCCUCCCUGAAGGGUCCCCUGCUGGGCAAGUCAGCCAUCUCCAUCCCUGGCAAUGCCCUGUGGGAGGUAAAAAACAGGGGCAAAGACUUCACCAGCAGCAUUUUGCUUUUAGAACAUGCCAGAGCUAAAGUUAAAAGCAUGAAAGCUAAGCCAAUAUUCACUUUCCAAAAAAGUCCUAGCUUUCCUAAAACUCACUCUCUCGUGGCCCCCAGGACACCCCAGCCCAAGCCGAGGGAGCAGCUCACCAAGGAAACCAUGCGCCAGAGGCUGAGAAGCGCAGAGAGGCCUCUGUUCUGGGCUCUGAGGAGCCUCAUCCACUCGCCACAGCGAGGGCUGCCCUGGUCCUCUGGAGAGCUGCACAUUCAGGAGAGCGCUUUGUCCCAGUUAAAUGCCCCUGCUGAGCCUUCUGAAGGGAGCACUGCUGCUGCUGCUGCUGCUGCUACAGAGAACCAAAGCGCAGGAAACACUUCUGAAGGAAAUGUUUUUACAACAGACUCACCCAUUUCUGCCACGGUGGCAGCACUCAGCCUGACGCCCCCCAAGGUGACGGCUCCUGACCUGAUGUCCACCAAGGACCACGCCAAUGACACGCACUGGGAGUACCCCAGCAUCAACACCGACUCGCCCCCUAACAGCCCCUCUUUCCCCUUGCUGCCUUCACCAGGGGAUCAGUUUGAGAGCCAGCUGAACCAGCAGCUCCACGUCCUUAUCCCCAACAAGGAGGUGAGGCGGCUCAUCUCCUACGUUAUCCGCACCUUGAAAAUGGACUGCUCUGAUCCCCGCGUGCAGCUGGCCUGCGCCAAGCUCAUCUCCAGGACUGGGCUCCUGAUGAAGCUGCUCAGUGAGCAGCAGGAGGAGAAAGUGGCCCAGACCCAGUGGGACACGGAGCAGUGGAAGAGCGACACCUACAUCAACGAGAGCACAGGCGCGGCGAGCGGUCAGCAGGAGCAGGGCGCAUCCAAGUUCGGAGGCAGAUCUGAGGGAGCCCCAGACCAUGGCUUCAGCAACAAACUCAUCCUUGCAAUCUCCAUGACGGUGGUUGUGAUGCUUCUGAUCGUCAUUUUCUGUCUUAUCGAGAUUUGUUCCCACAGAACAGCUUUGGAGGAGGGAGGGUCCUCCAGGGGCUUUUUCCACCAGAGAAGGAAGUGCUCAGCAGAAGAGAACCCAGAGGGCUUCUCCUGGUUUUGGCGGCCCCUGUGGCUCAGGGACAUGAACAGACCCCUCAGUGUCACCCGCCAGCAAAGCAUGGCACAGAAGCUGCACGACAAGGACUCCUCGGAUGAGGACGCGACCACCAGGGACACAGGGGAGCUCAGCGAAGGCCUUGCGGAGGAGGGGUUCACAGAGGUGCCCACAGGCGGAGAUGAGGAGGCAGGCGAGGCACCAGAAGCACCGGAGGCAUCUGAAGCACCGGAGGCGGCAGAUGAGUGACCCGUCCUCCCUGAGGGUGACCGGCAAAUUUUAUUUUGG
Molecule: messenger RNA, 5782 nt
Organism: Octodon degus (degu)
Lineage: Eukaryota; Metazoa; Chordata; Mammalia; Rodentia; Octodontidae
Product: leucine-rich repeat-containing protein 37A2-like
Exons: 1
Coding region: 68-5743 (1891 amino acids)
Molecular function (GO): protein binding
Source: RefSeq, a predicted model, not a curated record